AUGGUUGAAGAGAAUCCUGAAUUGGCAUUGAUGGGAUCAUGCGUUCUCGUGACGUUGAUGAAAGGAGAAGAUGUUUAUGUCAUGAAUGUUGGAGAUAGUCGAGCGGUUUUAGCGAGGAAGCCUAAUGUGGUGGUUGGGAGCAAGAGGCAGAAGGAGCUGGAGAGAAUCAAGGAAGUUAGAGAAAUGUUUAUGAAUGGAUCAAUAAUGCGUAAUAGUUUGGUUCCUCUACAGCUUAACAAGGAAAAUAGCACACGUAUUGAAGAGCCUAAAUGGAACGAUGCACUUUUAGAGAUGUUCAGGAUCGACUACAUUGGGACAUCACCGUACAUCACAUGCUCUCCAUCUCUAUGUCAUCAUAAGCUAACGUCACGUGACAAAUUCUUGAUCCUCUCUUCGGAUGGGUUGUAUGAAUAUUUCUCUAACCAAGAAGCCAUUUUCGAGGUUGAAUCUUUCAUCUCUGCUUUUCCUGAAGGUGAUCCAGCUCAACACUUGAUUCAGGAGGUCCUCCUACGUGUGCUGCCAACAAAUAUGAUAUGGAUUUUCAUGAACUGUUGGAAAUACCACAAGGAGAUCGUCGGAGGUAUCAUGAUGAUAUCUCUGUGA
Brassica oleracea var. oleracea is the source of this 603-nucleotide messenger RNA. RefSeq names its product probable protein phosphatase 2C 66. Gene Ontology annotation, biological process: protein dephosphorylation. The record is from RefSeq and is a predicted model, not a curated record. Gene Ontology annotation, molecular function: protein serine/threonine phosphatase activity. NCBI's taxonomy places the organism in Eukaryota, Viridiplantae, Streptophyta, Magnoliopsida, Brassicales, Brassicaceae. The transcript is spliced from 3 exons. Bases 1 to 603 code for a protein of 200 amino acids.